This is a messenger RNA of Trichomonas vaginalis G3, 729 nucleotides long. RefSeq names its product nuclear chaperone required for maturation and nuclear export of pre-60s ribosome subunits. Lineage: Eukaryota; Parabasalia; Trichomonadida; Trichomonadidae. The transcript has a single exon. The record is from RefSeq and is a predicted model, not a curated record.
UUGAACACAACAACAACAAUAUCAUGGCCAAGAUGGGACAAAAACACAAAUUCAACAAUUACUUGGUUCAUCCAACCUCCUGAAGAAUACAAAGUUCCAAUCGUAAAUCAAUACAUAAAACUCACUGAGGAAUACGACAACAUGUUCUAUCAAACAAACACAGUUCAAGAAGGCGGAUUCGACAAAUGCGAGAAAUACAUUGUAGCUUUCUUCAAAGGUUUCAGUAAAGAAAACUUAGAAAACAAAGAAAAAUCUAUUACAAUGACUUUGUCUGAAAACAAGAUCAAUGUCACUUGCUCCUUCAAAUCUAUUAAAUGCACUGAUAAUCAAUUUGUUUGUGUAUCAGAAAAUCUCCAGACAUCGAUGGCAAGAAUCUGUGAAGUUACAGAUACAAAUGAAUUAGAUUACAUUCCUCGUUCCAAUGACUCAAAAUUUGGUUUGGAAGUAUUCGAAAGAAACAUUACACAUAACUUCAACCCUGAAGAAAUGUUCAUUCCGAACAAAGCAAUGCAGUACAUUGCAUCAGAGAAAGGCAGUGGAAUAUCAAUGCCUGGAUUGAUCAGAUUUAUAAUAACUGAUGGUCAAGACCAGAGAUUUAGACUCGAAAAAAGUGCUGGUUACGUACCAAGUUAUUCCUUGUUUUUCGUUAUUGAUUGCGCAGAAUCAUCAUCCGGAAUGCUAUCAAUUAAAUCAAUUAAAUCAACUGUACUAACUGUCUUCUCCCAAUGA